This is a messenger RNA of Aspergillus steynii IBT 23096, 1632 nucleotides long. Its product is annotated as putative MFS alpha-glucoside transporter. Gene Ontology annotation, cellular component: membrane. The transcript is spliced from 6 exons. The record is from RefSeq and is a predicted model, not a curated record. Gene Ontology annotation, molecular function: carbohydrate:proton symporter activity. NCBI's taxonomy places the organism in Eukaryota, Fungi, Ascomycota, Eurotiomycetes, Eurotiales, Aspergillaceae. Gene Ontology annotation, biological process: carbohydrate transport; transmembrane transport. Bases 1 to 1632 code for a protein of 543 amino acids.
AUGGGACCCGAGAGAGUCGUCCCAACCAAACACGAGCUUGAUGGGUUUGAACUCACCAACGCUGACACAGAGGAUCUCAUUUCCCGUGCCCAAGAGAGUGAUGCGACAGACCGUCAGUUGACUGUUCUUCAGGCAUUGAAGAAGUACAAAAAGGCCGUCUUCUGGGCCAUGUUGCUGUCUACUAGUUUGAUCAUGGAGGGAUAUGACCUCGUUAUUAUUACCUCGUUCUACGGCCAAACGCAGUUCAAGAACCGAUUUGGCGAAAUCGACUCUUCAGGACAGAAGGCCAUCUCUGCAGCAUGGCAGUCUGGUCUCUCCAACUCAGCCCAAGUAGGUCAGUUAGCUGGACUCUUGAUCAAUGCCUACGCACAGGACCGAUAUGGUUGUCGACCGACGAUGAUGUUUUUCAUGGCGUACUUGGCCGUCAUGAUUUUCAUCCCGUUUUUUGCCCCAUCCUUAUCCAUCUUGGCCUGGAGCGAGGCUAUGUGUGGUAUAUCCUGGGGCGUAUUUCAAACCCUUUCAACAACUUACGCCUCCGAAGUCGUUCCCACCAUCCUCCGCCCUUACGUGACGGCCUACGUCUGCAUGUGCUGGGGUGCCGGUAUUCUACUUUCAUCUGGGGUGGUCCGCGCCGUCGCUGGAAUUCAUGGCGAUUUAGGCUGGAGACUCCCAUUUGCACUGCAAUGGGUCUGGCCAAUUCCUCUGAUCACCGUCGCUUACUGGGCCCCCGAAUCGCCAUGGAACUCCGUUCGCCGGGAUGACAUCGACCAGGCGAGAAGAAGCCUCAUGCGAUUGCACCCCGAGACGCCAAACAAGGAGCAUGAAGUGGAUGCCACACUCGCGUAUAUUCGGUACACUACGCAGCUGGAGAAGUCAGAGACUGCUGAUGCUAGUUUCCUCGAGUGUUUCCGGGGAACGAAUUUGAGGCGGACGGAAAUUAACUGUGUCGUCUGGGCUGCUCAAAUCCUCUGCGGCAACGCUAUUCUCGGCUACUCGGUCGUUUUCCUACAAGCUGCCGGAUUCAGCGAGCUCCAAGCCUUCGACUUGAACAUCUCUCUGUCGGCCUGCUACAUCGUUGGCGGGGUUAUCUGCUGGUUCCUCUUUCCCCAUCUAGGCCGGGUGACCAUCUACAUGGGCGGCUUAACGUUCAUGUUCAUCUGCCUCGUGGCGAUCGGCGGACUCGGCUGGGCAGAGGGAACAAACGCGCACCUGGCGAUCGGCAUAUUGCUCGUCGUCUCGACUCUUUGUAAUAUGAUCACCGUUGGCCCGGCUUGCUAUCCUAUCGUUGCGGAGACCCCGUCUGGAAGGCUCAGGUACAAGACCAUUGCGAUCGGCCGGUUUGUAUACAAUGUCACCGGAAUCUUUCAUAACUCGGUGACGCCACGGAUGCUCUCUGCGUCUGCAUGGAACUGGGGCGCCAAAGCAGCGCUGUUCUACGCGGGAACCAACCUUCUCUGCAACGUAUGGUGCUGGUUCCGGCUCCCUGAGACAAAUGACAGGACAUUUGGGGAGAUUGACCUCCUAUUUGAUCAUCGUAUUCCAGCGAGGAAGUUCAAGCACACAACAGUUGACCGGUAUCUACUGGGCCAUGAUAGGACCUCCUAUGGCAGUGCUUGUGUCACCUUCUCGUAA